Messenger RNA from Vombatus ursinus (common wombat), 3460 nucleotides. Its product is annotated as selenoprotein N-like. Gene Ontology annotation, molecular function: calcium ion binding. The record is from RefSeq and is a predicted model, not a curated record. The transcript is spliced from 12 exons. Gene Ontology annotation, biological process: calcium ion homeostasis; skeletal muscle fiber development. NCBI's taxonomy places the organism in Eukaryota, Metazoa, Chordata, Mammalia, Diprotodontia, Vombatidae. Gene Ontology annotation, cellular component: endoplasmic reticulum membrane.
AUGGUCCGAGCCCGCAGCCCCGGCCGGCAGCCCCGCGGCUCCCCGUAUGCCCCGGAGCGCCCGGCCCGCUGGAGCCUGGUCCUGCUCGGGGCGCUCCUCGCCGCCAUCGCCGCCGCCGCCGCCCGGGGAUACGCGAGCUACCGGGAGGCCCAGGCCGCGGCGCGGAGGGAGGCAGCAUUAAAGUCUCUGGGGACAGAAGGCCUGUACCUCUUCUCCUCUCUGGAUUUAGACAAAGACCUGUCCAUCAGCCCAGAAGAGUUCAAGCCCAUUGCUGAGAAAUUCACAGGGUCGAUGCCUGUCCCUGACUCUGAGGAAGAAAAGUCCCCACUCGAUCCCACUGAGAUGCUGUACAUAGAAGGGAACCUGUUUCCAGAGGAGAAGCUGUCCAUAGUGGCCCGAUUCCAGCCCCUGCUCCUGGAGACCAUGACAAAGAGCAAAGAUGGUUUUCUGGGGGUUUCUCAUCUUGCUCUGUCUGGGCUUCGAGAAUGGAGGACCCCUGCCUCACAGCUCAUGGAGUUCUCUGCUCACCAGUUCAAGCCUUUCCUGCCCCCCCGGGGCAACAUGGAAUUGGGCGAGCCCUGGUGGGUUAUCCCCAGUGAGUUAAGCAUCUUCACUGGAUACCUCUCUAACAACCGCUUCUACCCACCUCCUCCCAAAGGCAAAGAGAUCAUCAUCCACAGACUGCUGAGCAUGUUCCACCCACGGCCCUUUGUGAAGACCCGCUUUGGGCCCCAGGGCGCAGUGGCCUGCCUCACGGCCAUCAGUGACUCCUAUUACAUGGUGGCUUUCAGGAUCCAUGCCGAGUUCCAGCUCAAUGAGCCACCCCACUUUCCCUUCUGGUUCUCUCCAGGACAGUUCACUGGGCACAUCAUCCUCACCAAAGAUGCCACCCACAUCCGUGAAUUCAAGCUCUUUGUGCCUAACCACAGGUCUCUGAAUGUGGACAUGGAGUGGUUGUAUGGAGCUAAUGAGAAAAGCAGCAUGGAAGUCGACAUUGGUUACCUCCCUCAGAUGGAGCUCGAAUCCCAGGGCCCUUCAGUGCCAUCUGUGAUCCAUGAUGAGAAUGGCAAUGUGAUUGACAGCCGCCUGCCUUCUGGGGAGCCCAUCCAGUUUGUGUUUGAGGAUAUUGUAUGGCAGCGGGAGCUCAGCUGGGAGGAGGCAGCCCAGCAGCUGGAGCUUGCCAUGUACCCAUUCAAGAAGGUCACCUACCUGCCAUUCGCUGAAGCAUUUGACCGAGCCAAGGCCGAAAACAAACUGGUGCACUCCAUCCUGCUCUGGGGCGCCCUGGAUGACCAGUCCUGCUGAGGUUCAGGGCGGACUCUCCGGGAGACAGUCCUGGAAAGUCCGCCCAUCCUCACCCUCCUCAACGACAACUUCAUCAGCAGCUGGUCCCUCGUGAAGGAGCUGGAGGAUCUUCAGAACAACCAAGAAAAUGAAUUCCACAAGGAGCUGGCCAGCCUGCACCUGGAGAAGUACAGCUUCCCCGUGGAGAUGAUGAUCUGCUUACCCAAUGGGACAGUGGUGCAUCAUAUUAAUGCCAAUUACUUCCUGGAUAUCACUUCCUUGAAGCCAGAAGAUAUUGAGACUGGUGUCUUCAGCUUCUCAUCGACCUUUGAAGAUCCAUCCACAACCACCUAUGCACAAUUCCUGAAAGAGGGGCUUCGCCGAGCCCAGCCCUUCCUUCAGCCCUAGGACCCCAGCCAAAAGGGCACACGCUGGAUGAACUUUCUUAUUCCAGGCUGGUUUCUUUCAGUCCCCAGGUGUGACUGAAAUUCCCCCAUCAGCUACAAGGACGGAGCUGAGUGCUGCUUCACACAUUUCAGUCCCACCGAACUGUCUCCUUGAGGUGCAACUACUGGCCUUGGCAUCUUUGGAAACCCCCUUGAUGGUGUAGGGCUCCCUAGGUUCCAUUUUUUCAGUUUCCUUCAGCUGCUCCUGUUUUGAGCCCUAAAUAUUAAUUUAGAAAAGAAAUAGGAUUGGCAUCUAGGGUUUCCUGUGGGGAAAGACCCAUUCUAGUGGCCCUGGCACCUGAGGACUUGGCAGCCCUGGGACCCUUCCUUUUGUUCUCCAUUAGGGCUGGCCUACUGCCUCUAGCUUUUCAAAAGCAAGCAAGGUAUCAAGACAAGAAUCCUCCUGUCUAUUUGGGCUGAGGAGCUCUGGGGAAAGAGAGCUGGGAUUUGGUCUGGAAGGCACCAAGCUGUGUGCCUUUUGCCAGCUGCCUCACCCUCAGGCCAAAGGAGACUCCGUUGUCCGUCCUGAGCAGCCUUUCUGCUCCCCUGAAGUCUGCCCUGACUUGUUCUGUUUAAUACUGUUGUCUUCUCCAAGAUUUGGGGGAGUUGGCCCAGCCAGACUGCCAUGUGGUUCAGGUCAGAAGAGAAAGGGAGACUGAAGCUAGAUGCAGCCACGUCACCAGAAAGCCCCUAAGGGGCCCCACUAUCUGGUCUCUGUUUUUCAAUGAGAAACCAGGUUUGGGUGGAGACCAGGGGCACCCUUGAAGAAGACAAGUCAUGAGAGGACCAAUGUAGAAAGAAGCAGGUCCAAGACCUGGGUAGCCAGACCUCAUGGCUGCCACCCUCCUUGGGGGGCCUGUCUUCCCCAGAUGCUGUUUGGUGUCCUCUGCUUGUCUCCUGCCCCUCUGAGUCACUGUUGAGCAGUAUGGUAGCCAGAGGACCCCGUAAGCCAAACACCACUGGGGCUCUGGCCUUGAGAAGUGGAAACCAGGAAGUUUCCCUCCCGUUCAGUUCAGUCCUUGGGUGCUCACCUGAGUGCAACCUUGAGGUCGCAUGGUAGAGUGAAAAGAGUCUAGAUGUGGAGCCAAACACCUGGCUUCAAAUCCUGGAUCUCCUUCUUGUCUGCAUGAGUCAGAAUCAAGAUUUCAGAGUAGGAAGCGACCUCAUUGGCCACCUGGGCCCACCCAUACUCAAAAAAGAGCCCCCACUACACUGUACCCAACAAAUGUCAUCCAGCCCCUAGUAAGGAGGGAAACCCAUUAUCUGCACGUUCCACCCUUGAUAGUUAGGGAGCUUUUCCUUAUGUCAAGCCUAGUUCAUGUCUGCCUCUUUGCAGUUUCUACCUAUUGCUCCUGAUUCUGCCUUGUGGGCCAGGCAGGAUAAGUCUGAGCCCUCUUACAGCUGACACCCCCUCAGGUGCUUACUGUGAGCCUACUGAGCAUAAACAAUCCACCCUUGCCCCUCUAGGCCUGUUUGAAAAAUGAGGGGGUUGGGUUAGAUAAUCUGUGAAGUUUCUUACCAUUCUAACUGUUCCAAGUCUCACUGGACACCAGUUCUCUAGGACACUGGAUUAAGCUGGUUGUUGUGUCUGGCUAACUAGACCCUCAACACCCUCUCCCAGCAGAAGGAUUUUUGCAAGUGAUCCUGGUGGGACUUUUCUGCUUUUUGUUGAGGCACUUGGGGUUAAGUAACUUGCCUAGGAUCACACAGCUAGUGUCAGGUGUCUGAGG